Molecule: messenger RNA, 1221 nt
Organism: Triticum turgidum subsp. durum (durum wheat)
Lineage: Eukaryota; Viridiplantae; Streptophyta; Magnoliopsida; Poales; Poaceae
Source: the annotation of a GenBank genome assembly
AUGAACGGCGCGAGCGCCGGCUCCGGCUCCGGCGGCGAGGGGCCGCUGGUGUACCAGGCCUGGAAAGGGAACAAUGUGUUUUUCCUCCAGGGGAGGUUUAUAUUUGGACCUGAUGCGAGAUCCUUGUUUGUCACCAUGUUCCUCAUUAUCGCUCCAGUAACAGUCUUCUGUGUGUUCGUCGCGAAAGAAUUGAUGAAUAGCUUCUCUUAUGGCCUGGGGUUACCGGUGAUGGUUGUGGCAGUUGUAUUCACGGCAUAUGAUUUGAGUCUUCUAUUUCUCACUUCUGGGAGGGAUCCAGGAAUCAUACCUCGAAAUGCACAUCCUCCAGAACCUGAAGGUUUUGAAGGCAAUGCUGAAGUUGGAGCUAACCAGACUCCACCAUUGCGUUUGCCCCGAGUGAAGGAUGUUGUUGUGAAUGGAAUCACUGUGAAGACAAAGUACUGUGACACCUGUAUGCUGUACCGGCCUCCUCGAUGCUCCCAUUGCUCUAUCUGCAACAACUGUGUCGAGCGAUUUGACCAUCACUGCCCAUGGGUUGGGCAGUGCAUAGGACUUCGGAAUUACAGGUUCUUUUAUAUGUUCGUCUUCUCGACGACUCUUCUCUGCCUCUAUGUCUUUGGAUUCUCCUGGGUGUACAUUAUUAAGAUCAGAGAUGCGGAGCAGAUAACAAUAUGGAAGGCAAUGGCAAAGACCCCUGCGUCUAUUGCUCUGGUUGUCUAUACGUUUAUCGCGGUUUGGUUUGUUGGUGGCCUCUCAGUGUUUCACUUGUAUCUCAUGAGCACUAACCAGACAACAUAUGAGAACUUCAGGUAUCGCUAUGACCAACGGGCCAACCCAUACAACAGGGGAGUCGUGGAGAACAUCAAGGAGAUCUUCUUCACGCCGAUCCCUGCUUCCAGGAACAACUUCGGCGCCAGAGUUCCACAGGAGCAGGGCCUGAGGCCUCGCUCGACGAACGGUUUCAUGAGCCCAAACAUGGGGAGAGCUGUCGGCGACAUCGAGAUGGGCAGAAAGCCGGUGGCAUGGGAUGAGCCCAGGAUGGCAGCUGAGAUAGGCGACCUGGGAGGUCUGGGCAACUUGCUGGAGGACAAGGAUGGCAGGUUCCGCAACGCAUCACCAGAUCUAAGCCGUGACGCCCUCGUGGUUGGAGGCUUGGAUGAGCAAGGCUCCUCGGUGAUGAACCCACCACGGACGAGCUGGGGAGUCGAAGCGGGCAGGUGA